AUGAGCGUCAGGGAACUCUUCGUUGACUCCGACGAUGAGCCCGAGGAGGGCAGCCCCUCGGCCGCCUCUACCAACAGCUCCGCCAGCCCAGCCAGCUCCGUCAGCUCUGCCGACUCCUUUUCAGAGCAUUGCAAUCCUCAGGGAAGCAAUAAUGGACCGACGACAGGGCCGAUACCGGAAGAAGAUGAUGAAGGCCUGAACAUCGAUAUCAAGCACAAGGCUUAUGUGGGAGCUCACGGCAGUGUCAGAGAGGAGGCUGUGCAAGUAUCAGACCUGGACUUCCUUGGUUAUAUAGAUCCGGAAGAUGAGCACCCAGGACCGAAGAAGCGGCGUCGGGAGAAUGACUCUGAAUCCGAUGAUUUCGGUGCGCGUCGCAGAGGAGGCUUUGGAAGCUUUGGUGAUGGUAACAGCUCUAUGCCUGUUGCGGCAAUUUGA
Messenger RNA from Colletotrichum orchidophilum, 435 nucleotides. RefSeq lists its product as uncharacterized. The transcript has 2 exons. Bases 1 to 435 code for a protein of 144 amino acids. The record is from RefSeq and is a predicted model, not a curated record. NCBI's taxonomy places the organism in Eukaryota, Fungi, Ascomycota, Sordariomycetes, Glomerellales, Glomerellaceae.